CACCGUGAGAGGGUAAAAAAAAAACAGAUCUGCCAUGAGUGAGGAACUCGAGCGGGACUACGAGAUCGGGGAGGAGAUCGGGCGCGGCCGCUUCGGCGUCGUCCGCCGCUGCGCGUCCCGCUCCUCCGGCGACCUCUACGCCGUCAAGUCGGUCGACCGCUCGCGCCUCGCCGACGACCUGGACCGCGGCCUGGCCGAGCUGGAGCCCAAGCUGGCGCAGCUGGCCGCCGCGGGCAACCCGGGCGUCGUGCAGGUGCACGCGGUGUACGAGGACGAGGCGUGGACGCACGUGGUCAUGGACCUCUGCGCCGGCCCCGACCUGCUCGACUGGGUCCGCCUCCGCCACGGCGCGCCCGUCCCGGAGCCCGAGGCCGCCGCCGUGGCCGCGCAGCUCGCCGAGGCCCUCGCGAUCUGCCACCGCCGCGGCGUCGCGCACCGCGACGUCAAGCCGGACAAUGUGCUCCUCGACGCCCCCGACGGCGGGGACGGGCCCGUGCGGGCCCGGCUCGCGGACUUCGGGUCGGCGGCGCUGGUCGGCGGCGGGGAGGGCGCGCGGGGGCUGGUGGGCACGCCGCACUACGUGGCGCCCGAGGUGGUGGCGGGGGACGAGUACGGGGAGAAGGCGGACGUGUGGAGCGCCGGGGUGGUCCUCUACGUGCUCCUCACCGGCGGCGCGCUGCCCUUCAGCGGCGAGACGGCGUCGGACGUGUUCGCGGCCGUGCUGCGCGGGAGCCCCCGGUUCCCGCCGCGGCUGUUCGCCGGGGUGUCGCCGCUGGCCAAGGACCUGAUGCGGCGCAUGAUGUGCCGCGACGUCUCCCGGAGGUUCUCCGCGGAGCAAGUCCUCCGGCACCCGUGGAUCGUGAGCGGAGGGGGCGCCCGAGAGGCGGUGCAGCCGACCUGAGGGGCCCGUAGCCGGCCCGGCCCGGCCCACGUACGUCGACUCUUCCUCCCGUGGAGACAACGUGUCUAGCGUCCUUGUAUAUGCGACGAGAGUGUGCGAAGUACGUACUGGUAGUACUAGUAGAGAGAGAGCUUUGGGGUACCAUUGUAUAAAUCCGGAGUGCCGAGGUGCCAGCCAGGGUUUGGCUCUAGGAGCUAGUAUCUUUUUUUUCUUCUCCUUUUUUCUUGCUGGGCUUUUUUUUGCUGCCUUGGUUAGAGAACGCCUGCCUGUUCGGUUUCUGCGUGUGCUGGGAUAUGCUGCCUGCCGCUCAUGUACAAACUAACCUGCUUGCUUGCUUGUAUAAAGUCUACUAUAAAUAAGAUUGAUCUUUGUUCCGUUUUC
Triticum dicoccoides is the source of this 1282-nucleotide messenger RNA. RefSeq names its product phosphoenolpyruvate carboxylase kinase 2-like. Bases 35 to 901 code for a protein of 288 amino acids. Gene Ontology annotation, molecular function: ATP binding; protein kinase activity. NCBI's taxonomy places the organism in Eukaryota, Viridiplantae, Streptophyta, Magnoliopsida, Poales, Poaceae. Gene Ontology annotation, biological process: protein phosphorylation. The transcript is spliced from 2 exons. The record is from RefSeq and is a predicted model, not a curated record.